This is a messenger RNA of Anguilla anguilla (European eel), 2472 nucleotides long. Its product is annotated as major histocompatibility complex class I-related gene protein-like. Gene Ontology annotation, biological process: immune response. Lineage: Eukaryota; Metazoa; Chordata; Actinopteri; Anguilliformes; Anguillidae. The coding region runs from base 93 to 1142 and encodes 349 amino acids. Gene Ontology annotation, cellular component: external side of plasma membrane. The transcript is spliced from 6 exons. The record is from RefSeq and is a predicted model, not a curated record.
AAUGAGCAUGAAGGGGAGAUUUCGCGAAGGCUGUUUGCAGCAAAUAGACCAGAGUGGAUAAGUGGAUAUAGUUCUUGAAGUUGUGUUCUAAAAUGUUUAGGAUUUAUAGCAUUUUAUUGUUUUCGGACAUUGUUUGGCGCACUGUCUCGGUUAGUCACUCCCUUCUGGGUACCUACACUGCAGUGAAUUCUGAUGAGUUCACUUGUGUCCUGUGGCUUGAUGGCGAAGCAGUCGACUCCUACAGUAGCAAUGGCACGGACAGUGUGCCCCGUAGAAAUUGGAUGCGUGAAAGAAGAGGCCGUUCUCUGUGGAAGUCUGUCAAACGCCGUAAUAUGGAGCACUGGAACAGAGGCAGAACUGACAUCUUAAAAAAUUACACAGGACUUAACAUGUCUGGUGCUGCCGUCCUGCAGGGGAGGUUUGGCUGUGAGAUCGAGAGAAACCCUGACUCUGGUAAAAGUCUUACGAGGACCUUUGCUCAGUACGGAUGGAACGGAGAAGACUUCCUGUCCUUCAACCUCAGCAGGCUUCAGUGGGUGGCUUCAGCAGGAUCUGCUGUCCCCAUGAAGAGGAAGUGGAACAGAGACCAGGGCAUCAUGAAGGAAACUAAGAAGUACCUGGAGGACAUCUGUGUGAUGCAUCUGAAGGACAUUUUGUCUUUUAAAGCAAAGGAGAGCAAGGAGACCCCUGAGCCCACAGCUGCAGUAUUCGCUAAGAGAUCCCUGAACCCUGGGAAGGUUAUUCUGACCUGCCUAGUUUCAGGAUUUCACUGCAGAGACAUGACGGUGGAGGUUUAUCGGGAUGAUGACAUCGUCACUGAAGAAGACAGCCUUUUGUCCUCUGGGAUCAGACCAAACGGGGAUGGGACCUGCCAGCUGAGAAAGAGUUUGGACAUCUCUAACAGCACUGAGGCAUCGUAUAGCUGUGAAGUCCUGUUCGGAAGUCUUAAACAACUGGUCAAAUGGGAUGGGAAGAUAUGGGACCGGGCUGCACCAAGACAAGGCUACAACACGAGACGUCACUACUGGUGGCUUAUUAUACCACUUUUUGGGUUUUUCAUCUUGAUACUGGGAGUGAUCUACAGAUGGUACACAGCACACAGAGAGAGAUUGAUUGACGCCAGCGAGAACAGCCAGCUGUAAGCGGGCGUACCUGCAGGAGACGCACCACGAGUCGAACCCGGACCACGCCGAGUCGCGCUCGGAGGACGACUCCGAGGCCGAGCCCUUCUCCGAAAGUGAGGGGCUUAUCUCCAUGGACGGGUCGAACAAUGAGGGGGACCCAAUGGCACAUGAAGCCAAUUCAUGGAGGCUGCCAUGUUUGACUAUGGGCUUUAGGCACCGGAGUGUGCGCACCACUGAAGUGUACUUCACUGGUGCAUGCUGGGUACCUAAACGUAAAGGAUCACAGUAAACGCAGAGCAGUGAAGUUAACCCGUGGGGCUGCGCCCCGAGAGCUUUCACGAACUGUGACUUUACUGGCCAGCUGCAGGAAUUUGUGGAAGAAAACAAGUGACUCGUAAAGUCAAGAUUUAGCCAUGGCUACAAGUUUAUGUAGUGGCAAAGAGGAAAAGAAGUUUGAGUACAUUAACCUGUAAUGUGGAUGUUUGUCCGAAUACGGGUUUGUGUAUACAUGUAUUGACUGGGGUGUGCUGAAAUAGACUUGUACCCCGGAGAGCAAGACUAUCUACAGGCAUUCAUCUAAUUGUUCAGUGACAGAAGACCUUCUAUCCGAGUAGGUAAAGGUGCUACUAAUCCGGGAAUCUUGAAAAUAAUGUUUUUGUGUCACAAAGAAGCAACAUUAAAAAUAUGUUUGUCCAGGCACCAAAUCUGACCUAUCCCAGGGAGCCUUAGUUAAGGUUACUCCAUCUGGUUAGUGAAACAAUCUUAAUAUCCCAGACCGUGACCCCUCUGUUAUUUAUAUGAAGUAACACUAGGGUCCAUCUGGACACUGACUCAAACAGAUAUCCCGGAGCAGCUGCACUGUCGGCUAGUGAACCUAUCGAUACGCCCAGGAGGUAACCCGCUUACAGUGUUACCCCAGGGCCGCAUACAAGGCCAAUACACUGACUGGUCCUCGCUACGCCUUGGAAUACCAGCGGGUUUGUGCUGGCCGUGAUGUCCGCGAAAGGAGUUCCUGUGUCAUGCGUAUUAUAUUAGCUUAACCAUAUACGUUGAGAACCAUUCAUAAUCAUAUCGUGUUUAUAUUUAGAAGCAUACAGCAGGUCUUGUUACAGCUAUAGGUUUUAUCAUCUUGUGUGUUGCAUUAGGUUAGCAUUUUAUCGUGCAUAAUCACUGUUUAAUCUCUCUAUUAAAAUUUGUUAUUGUUAUAAAAUGAUCCACUAACAAACUCAUACAGAGGUAUUUGAAUUCACCAAUAUCGAACGAAACUUCCCUCGAAUGUAACUGUUACGUGAUUAAGGUUGAUUAGUGAUUUGUGGCUGUUUCGGGUUCCGUAUUCUAACAGUGAUGA